Messenger RNA from Leptidea sinapis, 1255 nucleotides. It is a transcript of the gene Cib2, whose product is annotated as calcium and integrin-binding family member 3. Gene Ontology annotation, molecular function: calcium ion binding. The record is from RefSeq and is a predicted model, not a curated record. The coding region runs from base 32 to 601 and encodes 189 amino acids. Lineage: Eukaryota; Metazoa; Arthropoda; Insecta; Lepidoptera; Pieridae. The transcript has 5 exons.
GACUACACAAUUCUCAUUAUUUCUUCGCAGAAUGGGAAACAAGGUAGUGACUUUUACGGAGCAACAGCUUGAAGACUACCAGGACUGUACAUUCUUCACAAGGAAGGAAAUAUUGCGAGUGUUCAAGCGCUUCAGGGAGGUAAAUCCGGAACGAAUCCCAAAAAGCAUGACAGCAAACCAAGCACAUACUAUAGCCGUUCCUGUAGAAGAAAUUGAGAAGCUUCCUGAGUUGAAGGAAAACCCAUUUAGACGUCGAAUCUGCCAGGUAUUUUCUCACGACGGCUCCGGAAACCUUACGUUCGAAGAUUUCCUAGACAUGAUGUCGGUUUUCAGCGAGUCGGCUCCGCGGGAUAUUAAAGCUUGGUACGCGUUUCGUAUCUACGACCUGGAUGACGACAUGUACAUCGGGCGCGGGGACCUGCUAGAGGCCGCGCGACUGCUUACGCGGGGGGAACUGCAGCAGACGGAACGAGACGAGAUAGUGGCCAGCGUUCUGGAUGAGGCAGAUGUGGACGGCGAUGGGAAACUCUCCUUCAUGGACUUCGAACACGUGGUCGUGCGCGCGCCCGACUUCCUUUCGACAUUCCAUAUAAGAGUCUAGUUUUUUUUUUAUUAAAAUAAGGGACGAGACGAGCAGGACGUUCAGCUAACGGUAAUUGUACUGCUCAAGAUUGAAAUCUAAAAAUUUUGAGCGGUACUACAGCUGCGCUCGUCACCUUGAGACAGAAGAUGUCAAGUCUCAUUUCCCCAGUAAUGUCACCUAGAUACGGCGCCUUUCACACUGAAACACAGUAAUGCUUACACAUUACUGCUUCACGGCAGGAAUAUUCACCACUGUGGUACCCAUAAUCGAGCCGGCAUUCGGUGCAAAGGAGCCACCCACUGGUGAAACUGGUGAAUUUUCAUUCAAAUCCUAUAUUCAAUAAGUAGCCCUAAUAUACAAGCUUUUAUUGAAGGGUAUACAUUCAAAAUAAAUUUAAAUGACUUGGGUGUGGUUUGCCCGCGUGGGAAUCCAUUUCACCCCAAUACCAAGUAAAAGAGAAAACAAGAGUGUAAAAAAAAGCCGAAAAAAAUAACAUAAGAGCCCAAUGAAAUUGUUUUACUAUUCGUGAUAAUAUUAAUCAAUUGAGUGAAAAUAUUUUCUUAUAAAUUUUUAGUAAAUAGACUGUACCAAACCUAUUUUGAAGUUCAUAACUAUUAUGUUGCAUUAUGUUCUGGUUAUGUUGUAAUAGUCGUGGUUGUAGUAAGUAAUAAA